CAUGCUUUCGGUUUGGAGACGGUUUCCUGUUCUUCUUGCACAGUAUCCUGUCCCUAGGUGACCCAUGGCUGGCAGAACACAUUUUGUUGAUCGCCACAGGGAGGAUCUGAUAAGCAAGGUGUACCUGGUGGAUCCCAUGCUGGACGGUCUUCUCCAUCACCGGUUAAUAACAGAUGAAGAGUACGACGUUGUGCGCAGCAAACCAAUAUCCCAGGAAAAGAUGAGGCAGGUCUUCCGAUAUAUCAGAAACUGGGACAUGCGCUCCAAGGACAUAUUAUAUAAUAUAUUGAAGAAAAAUAACGGACCGCUUAUCAAUGCCCUGGAAAGCUCAGAGGGAUUACCGCAAAGUCCCAGAGUUGUUCCAAAUGUUCCGGAAACAAGACCACCGAGGAGGCCGGUGCAGCGUGCCGAAGAUGAAGGGGCGGCCUCCAGUAACAUGACCGAUGCCCUGACCUGCUGCGUGUGCAUGGAACUCUAUACGGAUCCGGUGUCUCUGCCGUGUGGCCAUAGCUACUGUAUGGGUUGUAUCACCAGGACGUGGCAGAACCAGCAUCCACGCGUGGCCUCCUGUCCUCUGUGCGCAAGGACCUACCCCAACAGGCCGGAGCUGAACAAGAACUGGGGCCUGUGUGAGUUAGUGGAGGCCUAUAGAGCUCAGCCCGGCCAGCACUCCUAAUACAUGAGGUCCGGGGGGGUCUAUAGGUGAACAGAUCCCCCUGCGGGACCCAAUCAGAUACAGUAAAGCCCAUCUCCGGGGGGAACAACAAUACUCACUUGCGGUGGAGUUGCCCUCACACUUCAGGCUUGAAGAGCUUCUACUGACUAAAUGGCUUUUUACCUUCAUGCAUUCUAAUACUUGGCGCUCCAACUAUUUAAAGCCUUUGGGCCAGAUUCUCGUAUAUCUGGGCGUAAAACUAUGCGGGCGUAACGUAUCUCAUUUACGUUACGCCGCCGCAA
Rana temporaria (common frog) is the source of this 957-nucleotide messenger RNA. RefSeq names its product putative inhibitor of apoptosis. Bases 65 to 676 code for a protein of 203 amino acids. The transcript has 4 exons. NCBI's taxonomy places the organism in Eukaryota, Metazoa, Chordata, Amphibia, Anura, Ranidae. Gene Ontology annotation, biological process: inflammatory response; innate immune response; regulation of apoptotic process. The record is from RefSeq and is a predicted model, not a curated record.